Molecule: messenger RNA, 1608 nt
Organism: Syngnathus typhle (broad-nosed pipefish)
Lineage: Eukaryota; Metazoa; Chordata; Actinopteri; Syngnathiformes; Syngnathidae
Gene: tomt
Product: transmembrane O-methyltransferase
Exons: 4
Coding region: 625-1404 (259 amino acids)
Biological process (GO): dopamine metabolic process; catecholamine catabolic process; developmental process
Molecular function (GO): catechol O-methyltransferase activity
Source: RefSeq, a predicted model, not a curated record
UAUAUAUGGUGCAUAAAAAAACAUUAGGUGGUUAAGAUUGGAAUUGAUGACAAAUACUAUGCAGCAAUAAUGCAACUUGGUCUUACUAGUUUUUCUGGCUGUAGAUUAGAAACUAUCAAGGGAUAAACACAUGAACGUGAUGCCUAAAUAAUUCAUAGCUUCUGGUCUCCAACCUUCACUCACACUACACACACACAUACAGUAUGCACACUUGGAUCUAGCAGUACUUGGCGAGCUGGUUAUCUGUAACCGUAUUUUGUAGAGACUAGGUAAGUGUCUGUUGUGUCUGCAGUAAGUGAGUGUUGUUGUUUUUUUCGGUUAUGAAAUGUUACAAGGAAUCAAAAUGAAGUGUUAAUUCGCUUUUUAACGAUAAUCCACUCAGUAUAAUUGACGGAUACAUUUUGAAUUAAGAUGAUCAAAUGUCGGCAGUUUGUCUCUGUCCUAUUCAUACAUACUCAUAUAUCACAUUAAACACUUUAAAAUCAUGAGUAUGGUUAAAAUCACUUGGAUGGUACGUACUCUGACUUUUAAUAGCGUUGCGCUUCUAACUUUCCCAUAGCAACCACAGACUUGUCUUCCUGUAAAUGAUUGAUUAAAACCCAUGAUAGGUGUGCAGAGACAAAGAUGGUGUCCCCGGCCAUCGCAUUGGCUUUCCUCCCCCUCCUGCUGACGCUCCUCAUCCGAUAUCGUUUCUACUUUGCGUUGUUCUACCGAGCGGUCCUGGUCCGCCUUUGGAAGGACUGCAUUACCGGUCUGAGCCGUGAAGAGCGGGCUUACCAGUAUGUUCUCACCCAUGCCAUACCCGGGGACCCUGACAGCAUCCUGGACACUUUUGAUGAGUGGUGCAGCAAGGUGGAGUACAUCAGUAAUAUUGGACCUAAAAAGGGAAAGAUUCUGGACCGGCUGCUGCUGGAGCAGAGGCCUCUGACGGUCCUGGAAUUGGGGACCCACUGCGGUUACAGCACUGUGCGUAUGGCCCGGGCUCUACCAUUGGGUGCCAGAAUCUACAGCGUUGAGAUGGAUCAGAGGAAUGCUGCCAUAGCUGAGAAAAUCAUCCGCCUGGCAGGCUUUGACGAUGACACAGUCGAGCUGAUUGUGAAUCCGUCGGAUGAAGUAAUCCCACGGUUGCGAUCUGAUUUUGGUUUGGAGAGACUGGAUUUGGUCUUCAUGGACCACUGGAAGAAAUGCUACUGUACUGAUCUGCAGAUGUUGGAAGGUUCUGGUCUACUUGGGAAAGGAUCUAUAAUUAUGGCAGACAAUGUGCUGUUUCCCGGCGCUCCCAAAUUUCUCAGACACAUUCGCAAGAGCGGCUUGUACGAGUGGAAGAUCCACCGCGCCACUCUGGAGUACAGCAAGGGUAUCAGGGAUGGGAUGGCAGAACUGGUGUACCAGGGGAUUAUGUAGACCAAUACAAGUGCAAGUCAGCCUCCAUCCAGCAUUUAUGGAUGGCUACAGAUUGGAGAAUGUCUGUGCAUGGUUAAUUCUAAAAGUCCCUCGAUCUACUUACAUUUACAAAAUAGUAAUACAAAAUGUAAUGCAGAAAGUGAAACUGGUGGUUUUGAUGUUAACUAUAUUUUACAUGGAUUUUGAAAAACCUCCCAAAUUAUG